Molecule: messenger RNA, 2082 nt
Organism: Labrus bergylta (ballan wrasse)
Lineage: Eukaryota; Metazoa; Chordata; Actinopteri; Labriformes; Labridae
Gene: zdhhc20a
Product: zinc finger DHHC-type palmitoyltransferase 20a
Molecular function (GO): palmitoyltransferase activity
Source: RefSeq, a predicted model, not a curated record
UGCAGCUAAUGUCACACACGGAUUAAAGAUGGCGCCCUCUCAUGCACUGAGGUGCUGCAAACGGGCUCUUAACUGGAUACCUGUCCUUUUUAUAAACCUGGUUGUUGGCUGGUCUUAUUACGCUUACGUGGUGGAGCUCUGUGUCUAUACAAUCCCAAAUAAUGCAGAACGAAUCAGCUAUUUGGUCAUCUUUCACAUUUUCUUCACCAUGUUUAUAUGGUCCUACUGGAAAACUAUCUGGUCCAAACCAGCCGGCCCCUCAACAGCAUUUGGUCUUCCCCGAGCAGAGAAGGAACUGUAUGAGCGAGAGGAGCGCGCCGAGAUGCAGCAGGAGAUCCUGAAGAAAGUGGCGAGGAAUUUACCUGUGUACACACGCACCGCAGGAGGAGCCAUCAGAUACUGUGACCACUGCCAGGUCGUCAAACCGGACCGCUGCCAUCACUGCUCAACCUGUGAGAUGUGUGUGCUGAAGAUGGACCAUCACUGCCCCUGGGUGAAUAACUGUGUCGGAUUCUCAAACUACAAGUAUUUUGUCUUGUUUCUGGCCUACGCCUCGCUCUACUGUGCGGUUAUUUGUGCGACAGUCAUCCAGUAUUUCCUCAAAUUCUGGACUAAAAAGCUGCCGGACACGCAUGCCAAAUUCCACAUCUUGUUUCUGUUCUUUGUGGCGGCCAUGUUCUUUAUCAGCAUCCUGUCACUUUUCAGUUACCAUCUGUGGCUUGUGGGGAAGAACAGGACGACUAUAGAGGCUUUCAGGGCUCCUGUCUUUACAAAUGGUCCGGACAAGAACGGGUUUUCUCUGGGCUUUCGAAGAAAUGGAGCCGAGGUGUUUGGAGACCAAGCAAAAUACUGGAUAUUUCCAGUUUUCUCAAGUCUAGGAGAUGGAAAUUCCUUUGUUACCAGAUUGGUACACAUUGAUCCUGAACGAGCUAACAGUGUUCUGCAGCAGAAUGGAAAAAGCCUGGUUGACGGGGAGACCAAACCCUCCGUGCUUGGCAACAACAUACAACACACGGCGGAUGACAACAAAGACAAAAUCAACGGAGGUCAGUUAGUCGCUGUGACGAUGGAGAGCGAUCCAUAGCAGGUCACCGGGAUCUCAGUGAAGAGCUCGUAAACGACGUAGCCUUAAACCAGGAGCAUCAGCAGCUGGACAGGAGCCGUCCUCCACCCUCAUUUUUAGUUUUCUGAGUGCAACCUAAUCAUAUUUGUUUUUACAUUAAAUGGAUCGUUUUUUUUAUCAAGUGUGCUUUAAACUAGCACCACAAAAACACAUCAGCGACUGUACUGCAACCUCUUAGACUGCACCAGUCUGAAGCAGAGGUGACUUUUGUCUUUGAUUUUAGCCAAAGACGUUCAAAUAAUGUCAAGGACUGCUUUUAUUCCUGGAGCCAAUGUGUAACUCCAUUGUCUGUGUCUGCCUACAUGGAAUAACCACCUUAAACAUUUCUACUACAGAAUCAUCCUUUGUCAGUAUUAAUCAAGCACUAAUAACUUUAACCAUGUUUAAAGUGGAGCAGCAGAAGCCCCUAAAGCCAACUCAAAAGAUAAUUCAUUCAAAAUCACAUUUCAACUCCGUCCACAGAGUGCGUUUGAUCAUUCUGAAGUCAAGCACAUUGCAGUUAUUAGUCAAUUAUCACAUUGUCUUAUGUAGUUCACAGUUUACAUGAUUAGAAUUAUUUCAAGGUCUUUCUGUUUACAUUUAAAAUAUUUUUAUUUUUUACAUCUUACAUUUUAUACUAUGGUUGAAAAUGAAACUGAUAAAAGCUUAAAAUGUAAGGACCAAAAUGCAGUUUAACUGCUUUUAGUUUCAAAUAUUAUUCCAUUUAUUUAAUUCUUAAAUGUAUAGAUCUUGUAUAAUGAAGUGUAAAAAUCAACGAGAUUGCCAUUAUGUGUAAUUUAAGUCUUUUUAAUUAUUUGUAUUGCCUCUUUGUUGAUUUGUUGUAAUAGCUUGUCUUAUUUAUUUGGUUGUAUUUUGUUUUUUUAAGUUAAAGAUGCUCAUGUUUGUCCUCUUUCAUAAUCCUUCUUUGCCAUUGUAUGUAUUUAUUUUUAAAUUAAACUAUGUGGAGUGUUAAUACCAAG